UGCUUGCAUAUUUAUUUACCUUUUUGAAGAUUUGAAGUUACUGACAUGGUUUCUAUGAAACAUUUGUCAUUCUACAACAUUGUCACUUUGACGCUGUGAUUCUGCUAUGGAGUUCCUAGUCAUGGAGUCUAAAGAAUCCCCUCUUUUAACAUCAGUACCAAACAGCACAUCUGACAGUGGUAACUUACUUACAAGACACAGUCCACAAACAAAACCCAUAUCAACAUCUAAUAGCCUAUCUAGUUUAAAAAGAGAUGGAACUUGCAGUGCCUUUACUCCAUAUAAACCAAGUACAGUUUUAACAAAUUUACAAAGAGGAAACGUCCAAACUCAGACCUUAUCUGUGCCAACAGAACGAAGUUUUCACCAUUUAGCUGCUCAAGGAGAACUUUUCCUUCAGGAAUUAGGUGACAAUUUCAACCCAGAUGAAAAAGAUGCUAAUGGAUUCACCCCUCUUAUGUGGGCUUCAUCAUACGGUCAACUAGAAACUGUUCGGAAAUUAUUAUAUCGUGGAGCAUCUGUAUGUGCAGUUGGUAUUGGUGGUGAAAAUGCUCUUAUUCUAGCUAGCAUUUCUGGUCAUUCUGCUAUAAUAAGAGAGCUUAUAAGUCAUGGAGCAAGGCUUAAUUAUAGAGAUCAGAAUGGCAAUACUCCUCUAAUCUAUGCAGUUUACAACAAUCAUGCCGGAUGUGUUCAAGAAUUGUUAAAUGCAGGUGCUGAUAUAACAAUUCAAAAUGAAGCUUUUGCCUCAGCUUAUGAUAUUGCUAUUAAAAGAAGAAGUAAACAUGCCCAAGCUGUGCUGGAAAAAUUUAUGUUAAAUGCAGUUCAAGGAGUUCAAGUCUGAUGAAUAUCUCUAUAUGAAUUUAUUUUGCUAGAAUAAAGCAAGAACAUGAAAAGUAAUGUAUUAUAAACAAUUUUGUAUGCUACUGAGAAUAACUUAAAAUAAAACAAAAAAUAU
Messenger RNA from Uloborus diversus, 955 nucleotides. RefSeq names its product ankyrin repeat family A protein 2-like. The coding region runs from base 107 to 841 and encodes 244 amino acids. The transcript is spliced from 8 exons. Lineage: Eukaryota; Metazoa; Arthropoda; Arachnida; Araneae; Uloboridae. Gene Ontology annotation, molecular function: protein binding. The record is from RefSeq and is a predicted model, not a curated record.